CUAUUGAUAUAUUUUUUUAAAAGAUUCUGGCAGUUCGGUCCGUCUUCGCUUGCAUAGGAUAGGACACCACUAAUUGAAGAAAAAAAAGUUCGAGAUCGAAUCAAAUUUUGUGAUAUUUAUUACGCGUAUUAAAAUUAUUUAAAAAUCUUAAGCCAUGGGUCACGGACACCAUGAGCCUCCGUACACAAUUCCCUCAUACAAGGAGUUCAAGAUCGACGGGAUUCCUCAACUGCAGGAACUUGAAAGAGCUUUGGCUCAGAAAGGCCUGAAGGACCCUUGGAUCAGGAACGAAGCGUGGCGUUACAACCCUGGAUUCGGUACGCGCCUCGCCCGCGCCCGCGUGCUGUUCACGCGAGGCAUGCCGCUCGGCAUCGUCCUCGCCGCCGGCACCGCGUUCCUCACCAAGGCCUUGUCAGACGAUGACCACCACGGCCAUGACGGAGGACACCACUAAGAUCAAAUAUGUUGUAUAGCGAAACUAAAUUAUAUGUACCUAUAGUUGUUUAA
This is a messenger RNA of Pectinophora gossypiella (pink bollworm), 507 nucleotides long. RefSeq names its product NADH dehydrogenase [ubiquinone] 1 beta subcomplex subunit 3 (gene ND-B12). NCBI's taxonomy places the organism in Eukaryota, Metazoa, Arthropoda, Insecta, Lepidoptera, Gelechiidae. Gene Ontology annotation, cellular component: mitochondrion. Bases 155 to 454 code for a protein of 99 amino acids. The transcript has 3 exons. The record is from RefSeq and is a predicted model, not a curated record. Gene Ontology annotation, biological process: electron transport chain; mitochondrial respiratory chain complex I assembly.